AUGCCUCCAAAAUUCGAUCCAAAUGAGGUUAAGUUCAUCUACUUGAGAGCUGUCGGUGGUGAAGUCGGUGCUUCCGCUGCCCUUGCUCCAAAGAUUGGUCCAUUGGGUCUUUCUCCAAAGAAGGUUGGUGAAGAUAUUGCUAAGGCUACCACCAAGUUCAAAGGUAUCAAGGUUACCGUUCAACUUAGAAUCCAAAACAGACAAGCUGUUGCUUCUGUUGUCCCAUCUGCUUCCUCUUUGGUUAUCACUGCUUUGAAGGAGGCUCCAAGAGACAGAAAGAAAGAGAAGAACGUUAAGCACAACGGUAACUUGCAACUCGAGGAGAUCAUUGAGAUUGCCAGACAAAUGAGAGAGAAGUCCUUCGGUAAGAACUUGGCUUCUGUCACCAAGGAGAUCUUGGGUACUGCUCAAUCCGUUGGUUGUAGAGUCAACUUCAAGAACCCACACGACAUCAUCGAGGCCAUUAACGCUGGUGAGAUCGAUAUCCCAGAGAACUAA
This is a messenger RNA of Williopsis jadinii, 498 nucleotides long. RefSeq names its product 60S ribosomal protein uL11. Gene Ontology annotation, molecular function: structural constituent of ribosome; large ribosomal subunit rRNA binding. Bases 1 to 498 code for a protein of 165 amino acids. The transcript has a single exon. NCBI's taxonomy places the organism in Eukaryota, Fungi, Ascomycota, Saccharomycetes, Phaffomycetales, Wickerhamomycetaceae. The record is from RefSeq and is a predicted model, not a curated record. Gene Ontology annotation, cellular component: ribosome; cytosolic large ribosomal subunit. Gene Ontology annotation, biological process: translation.